Molecule: messenger RNA, 729 nt
Organism: Exophiala xenobiotica
Lineage: Eukaryota; Fungi; Ascomycota; Eurotiomycetes; Chaetothyriales; Herpotrichiellaceae
Exons: 1
Coding region: 1-729 (242 amino acids)
Source: RefSeq, a predicted model, not a curated record
AUGCCUUUCUACCGCUUUCUCAAUGAUGAAGCUGACAUGGUCACUGGUCAUGACUGGGAGGAACUCGACGAGACCGAUUCAGACCAGGAACCACUAGGACCCGAGUCCUCACCGAGCCCUCCACCUCCGUCGUUGCAUAAACCCCUUAUCAUUGAUAUACCCUCCGCUGAGUCGGAUGAUGAGGAGAUAUCACACGAGCAAGCAGAGAGCAGGCGAGACAGGCCAGGAGAACCAGACAAGAGGGACCUGUCAGACGGUGAGGCCGAGCCUAGGCUGAGAGAAACAUUUCCUGGUCAGAGGCAGAUUGUGCGAGAGACCGAUACCGGAACAUAUCCCGUUACUUAUGAAAGUGAAGUCAGAGACGAGUCUCCGGGCGACCUCGUGAGCAGCGUGGCCGAAAACGACGGGCUAUUCCGUGAUGAAGAGCAGGCGGAGAUGUUCAGAAGGCAGCUCAUCAGCGGCGGGGCUGUGCAUCGAAGCGGCGAAGAGCAAGAAGUCGACAAUAACAUGCUAAAGCAACGGCCCAGAGGAUCACUAUCUGCCUAUGUCCCGCCUGUGGGACGGAAGCCGGAGGACAAUGCCCUACAACGCAGUGAGGACUCAUCCAGACACUUAACGGCCGAUGUAUCUGAAGAUGGGGAAGACUUUCACAGCGAUCCAUUUGAAGUUGAUAUAGUCCACGAGUGGACUAUGGUCUUGCAAAUGGCAAUAUCACAAAUUCUCGAGUGA